Closterium sp. NIES-67 is the source of this 928-nucleotide messenger RNA. The record is from the annotation of a GenBank genome assembly. Lineage: Eukaryota; Viridiplantae; Streptophyta; Zygnematophyceae; Desmidiales; Closteriaceae.
GGCACUCCAGUCUCCCGACCAGGAAUCCGCCCGUCAGUCUAGCUAGCCACCGUGGAAUCGGACGGCUGAUGCUGUCCCAGACAAACCCGUCCGUCCCUCUGUUUCAAUAGCCACCGAGAUCGGACGGUCGUCAUGCCAAAGCUGACGCUUCACGGCACGGCGAUCUCGCCGUACACGAGACGAGUGAUCAUGACGCUCUACGAGAUGGGCGUGGAGAUGGGCGUGGAGGAUUUCGUGCACAUACCAGUCAGCCCUCUGACAGGCGGAACCAAGACGCCGGACUUCAUCAAGAUGCAACCGUUUGCUCGGAUCCCUGUGCUGGAAGACAACGGUAGCAUCAUAUACGAAUCGCGAACAUUAAUGAGAUAUGUUGCUGACAAGUACAUGGACCAGGGGCCGAACCUCCUGGGAGACACUCUCAUGGAGCGAGCCCUAGUAAACCAGUGGAUAGACAUCGAGGGCCAUACGUUCUCCCCGCCAGUGAUGAUUCUUGUGUACGAGAGAGUGUUCAAGUCUCAUCUGCACAAACGUCCUUGUGACGAGGAGCGGUGGAAGGAUGGAAGAGAGAAGCUGUCCCGUGUGUUGGACAUAUACGAGAAGCAUCUGGAAGGGAGGGACUACUUAGUUGGGAACUCUUUUUCCCUGGCGGAUCUGACUCAUCUGCCCUUCACGGAGCUGUUGCCGGCCGCGGGAGCAUUUGAUUUGAUUGAGAGCCGCCCGAACGUGUGCAGAUGGUGGGCGAGGAUAUCGAGUAGAAAUGCAUGGAAGAGAACACAGCAGGUGGAGCCCUAUGAGUUUUGAAUGAAUUCCGAUAGCUUGUGUGUGUUUGCAAGGGGUUUGCCUCAGGGAUUUUGAGAGUGACAUUACCCAUGUGCCUUCAAUUUCAUAAAAUUCACAAACCCAUAUGCUAUAAAAUUUUACGAAACAC